Molecule: messenger RNA, 2612 nt
Organism: Nasonia vitripennis (jewel wasp)
Lineage: Eukaryota; Metazoa; Arthropoda; Insecta; Hymenoptera; Pteromalidae
Gene: Hmx
Product: homeobox protein HMX3
Exons: 4
Coding region: 371-1966 (531 amino acids)
Biological process (GO): regulation of transcription by RNA polymerase II
Cellular component (GO): nucleus
Molecular function (GO): RNA polymerase II transcription regulatory region sequence-specific DNA binding; DNA-binding transcription factor activity, RNA polymerase II-specific
Source: RefSeq, a predicted model, not a curated record
GAAGACAGAGCCGUCAGCCGAGUCACACUUGUCGUCGAGUAACCAGCGGAUCGAGCUGCGUCCGCGUGUGCGCGCCCGAUACAUCGGCAGCCCCCAGCGAUCCCAGCGCCGAUCAGCGCGCCGACGACUUUUUCCGGCUGACGCGAUAGUGAGCCGCCUCACUGGCGCGCGCGACGCCGCGGAGAGGAGGAUUCAGUGCAAUCACGCGGCCAUGGCCCGCGCGUCCGAGGGGCCGCGCUAGCGGACAUGGGAGCUGCGCGCCGAGGGGAUCUCGCUGCCGUGGCCCCGCUAGUGACUGUGCACCACUGACAGGUUUGCGGAACCGCGAGCGCGAUGCUCGGCUGAGGCGCGAGCCGCCCGCUGAACCGCAAUGUCCGGCGAGACGGAGAUCGAGGUGUCGGUCGUCUCCGAGGAGGACCUCGAGCUGGAAGCGUCCCGCAGCAGCCCGACGCCCGGCGACAUGCUGCUCCAGGACGGCAAGAACGGCAAGUCGAGCUGCCUCUCCUCGACCAACCCCUUCGGCUUCGAGGUCGGCAAGGCGGCCCUGCGCCCGGCCUGCAACCCCCAGUACACGUCCUUCAGCAUCUCCAGCAUCCUGGGCCGCGCCGAGUCGCCGCCGUCGGACUCGGCCUCCGCCGGCAGGGCCUCGCCGGCCAGCCAGCACCAGCUGCACAACAAGAACAACAACGGCAGCGCCGCCGGCAACAGGGAGAGCCAGGGCAGGAGCUCGGCCAGCCCCGGCGCGAGGCUCCGGCCGACGGAGGCCGCGGGGCUGGCCGGGAUCACCACCUCCAGCAGCAGUGCCGCGAGCUUCGCAGCGCCCGAGGCCAACAGCUCGCUCAUCAGCCAGCAGGCCUCCGCGGACCUCAGCAUGCUCUCGAGGCUGGGCUUGAUGUCCUCGAUAAUAGCGAGCCGCUACCCGGUGGGCAUAGGCGUCGGCAGCGUCUUCUUCCCCUCGACGCUGCAGCACCUGCACCAGCAGCACCAGCACCACUCGCGACUGACGGCGGCGGCGGUGGCCUCGGCCUCGGCCUCGGGCCAGUCCGAGGCGAUGGCCGAGGCCGACGGCAUGAGGGCAGUUCUGCCAGGAAACGCCGCCUGGCCCUUCCCCUGGAACAGGCCCCACGGCCUGCAGGGCCUCGAGCACCCCACGCCCAGCGAGCCGGCCGGGGUGAGCUUCAGCAGGAUCAGCCCGACGUCGGGCUCGUUCCCGCAGAGAGCAGAGGACCUGGAGGACGACGCGACGACGGAGGAGCGCGUGCGCCGCUCCAGGAGUCCCCUCAGCGGCGACGAGGCGUCCCACGACGAGCUGGGCGUCGACGACGACGGGCCCGACGGCGACGGGGACGGCGACAACCGCUCGGGCCUCCACGGCGGCAGCAACGGCAGCGGCCAGUCGGUCCAGGUCGGCGGCGACGGCCGCGACUCCAACAGCAUGAAGCGCAAGAAGAAGACGCGCACCGUCUUCUCGAGGGCCCAGGUCUUCCAGCUCGAGAGCACCUUCGACAUCAAGCGCUACCUCUCCUCCUCGGAGCGGGCCCAGCUCGCCCAGUCCCUGAGACUGACGGAGACGCAGGUGAAGAUCUGGUUCCAGAACCGCCGCAACAAGUGGAAGCGGCAGCUGGCCGCCGAGCUGGAGACCAACAGCAUCGUGCACGCGCAGCGCCUGGUCCGCGUGCCGAUCCUCUACCACGAGGCCUCGGUGCCGCCGAGCAGCAUCGGCUCGUCCGUCGGGCCCCAGGCCCCGGGCCCGCCCUCGGUCUCCUCGGCAUCGGGGCUGGCCCACCCGGUCCCGGUCGGCGGCACCCCCACGACGGCCCAGCCCAUCUUCUACCCCCACCACCACCACCACCACCACCACGUGGCGGCGGCCCACGGGCUGAUGGCCCACCAGGUGCAUCCGCAGCCGCCGCCGCCCCCGCCGCCGCCGCCCAACUCCCAGGCGGCCGUCACCUCGACGCAAUAGCGCAACGGCUUCCGGGUGCUCAGCCUCUGCGGACUCGCGCGCGACUGAGCCGUCGGGGGCUUUUCUCUCUCUCUCUCUCUCUCUCUCUCUCUCUCUCUCUCUCUCUCUCUCUCUCUUUCUAUCUCUCUGUGAUGGUGAUGACGAUCUGCUCCGAGAGCGAAUGACGCGCGGGACUUUUGAAUUUAUCGAUCAUAAUUUGAGAUCUGUGUAUGUGUACAUAUAUAUAUUAGGUAGAUCCGUGUUUAAGUGCAGCUGUACGGUGGAUGAAUGGUGUACCUUGUAUCAUAUAUCCUUUCGUUUCUCGAUGUCACGACGACGUUUCCAAAGACCGGAGUCGAUGGCCUCGACUUGUAGCUUUAGUUUGCGCAGUUUUGCCUUUCGUUGCGCGCGAAAUAAGAGUCAAACUGUAUAAGUAACAAUGAACGAUAUGAGCUGCAGGCGUUGAUGUGCGUGUUGCAUAGACUUUCGACGUUUCGAUUCGCGGUAGGUUCCUACGAGUACGAGAUAUAUAUAUAUAUAUAUCUCGUAUAAGUAUAUAAAUAUACAUAUGAUUAUGUGGCGACAUUGACCGCAGCGGAUAAAAGUCGAAAUAAUUGUUUCUUUUUUUCAAAGGAAAAACGAAAAAUAAUAUUUAUUGGUGCUUAAU